Molecule: messenger RNA, 1282 nt
Organism: Danio aesculapii
Lineage: Eukaryota; Metazoa; Chordata; Actinopteri; Cypriniformes; Danionidae
Gene: lsm11
Product: LSM11, U7 small nuclear RNA associated
Exons: 4
Coding region: 16-1083 (355 amino acids)
Biological process (GO): mRNA 3'-end processing by stem-loop binding and cleavage
Cellular component (GO): U7 snRNP
Molecular function (GO): U7 snRNA binding
Source: RefSeq, a predicted model, not a curated record
ACAAGCCUUCACGUCAUGGAUGUUUUGGUUUUUAUCGGCGGCUUCACACACUCAAAAGUUACCCAUGAUCCUCCGCAGAGCCUGACUGCGCCUCAUUCAAAAAUGGAGGAAGGUGAGAGAAAGUCUGAAAUUAUGCGCCGUCCAGCACCUUCCCAAACAUCUGACCAGCAAAACACUACAGAAACCGCCGGUCAAACUGACGAAGACGACGUCGAAACUAAGCUGGAUAUCGGAUCGGAUAAGUUUGACCCUCUGCUCGCUCUGUAUUCCCCUCAAGUGCCUCUGCCUUACCCUAAUAUAAAGUGCUUUAAUAACAUCGCGGAAUAUGAGAGCUUCAUGAAAGGGGGUCGAGGUCGAGCCAAACCCGAAAAUGUGGAGAAGAGACUAAGAAAAGCUCAGAAAGGUAAAGCUGAUCCGGAGAGGAUCGAGAGGCUGAAGAGACUGAUGGUGAACAACCCGGUGCCGGAGGACGAGGGAGAGGGGAGCGGAGUCAAGCGGCCGCCGCGGCAAAGAAAAACGGCCAAAAAUGUGCUCACGAGGAUGCCAUUGCACACAGGCAGUCCAUUAGGACAACUGAACCGAUGUGUUCAGGAGAAAAUCAGAGUCAAAGUUCACAUCAGGACCUUUAAAGGGCUCCGGGGAGUGUGUUCAGGUUUUGUGGUGGCAUUUGAUAAGUUUUGGAACCUGGCAAUGGUGGAUGUGGAUGAAACAUACAGGGAGCCGCUUCUGGGACAAGCACUGUAUCAUGAGAAAGCGCUUACUAUCACAAGGCUGUUUGAAAAGCUAAAAGUGCAAGAGACUGUAGCCCUCGGUGCGGUUGAGAAGAAGCAAGGAGAUAAACUCUUAAAGUCAGACCCACAAAGUAGUUCAUCUCAACUCAAAGACCAAAGCAGGAGGAGAACUGACCCAGGACACAACAAGGAGAAACCUGAGCGCUCCGAGAAAGACGAGAGUACAUCAAGAGAGAUGCAAAAAUCUGAAAGCAGGCCUAAAGUGGAGUAUGGAAGAGUGCACACACGUCACGUCAAUCAGCUGUUUAUACGAGGAGAAAACAUACUACUCGUGAACAUACAACAGGAUUAAAAACUUCAGGUUUUUUGGAAAUCACCCAGAAAGAUUUUAUGUAUCAUAUUGAUAUGUAAAUCACCAGAUGGAAUUGUUAAAAAUUGAGUAAAAUAAACUCUUUUAAUUGUGUUGGGUCAAUUUGUUGAUCUAUUCAACACACACAGUUUGCUUUUGCGUUGAAUGACCUCUAGGGGGAAGUAAAACACUGAUGCACAGU